CCCACCCCAGGAGACGGAUACGAGUUUUCCCUGUGGAUUGUAACUGGGUUGAGCUGCUUGAUCAUGUAUGAGCAGGCCUUAUAACCCGGCCCCUUGCUGCUGAGCUGGACUUGGACGUGACAUGGAAUAACAGCAGUGGGUUCCUACCUAUGUGCCAUGCCCUCCCACAACACUACCAACCUAAGCCCAUCUACCUUCAUCUUGGUCGGCAUCCCUGGGCUGGAGUCUGGCAAUUUCUGGAUGGCAUUCGUGCUCUGCUCUCUGUACAUCAUGGCGGUGGCAGGCAACAGUGCGGUGCUCUUCAUCGUGAAGAUGGAGAAAAGCCUACACAUCCCUAUGUAUUUUUUCCUGUGCAUGCUUGCUGCCAUUGACCUGGUGCUGUCCACCGCUACCGUGCCCAAACUCCUCUCCCUCUAUUGGUCUGACAUGAGGGAAAUCAGCUUUGGUGCCUGCCUCAUCCAGAUGUUCCUUGUCCACAGCCUCUCUGCUGUUGAGUCCUCUGUCCUGCUGGCCAUGGCCUUAGAUCGGUACGUGGCCAUCUGCCACCCUCUGAGGCAUGCAUCCAUCUUCACCAAUGCGGUGACAGCAAAGAUUGGGCUGGUGGCCAUGGCCAGGGGGGUGAUGUUCUUUCUCCCACUACCUCUGCUCAUUCUGAACCUGCCAUUCUGCGGGUCCAAAGUCCUGUCCCACUCAUACUGUCUGCACCAGGAUGUCAUGAACCUGGCCUGUGCCGGCACCACUCCCAAUGUUGUGUAUGGCCUGACCGCCAUCCUCCUGGUGAUGGGGCUGGACUCAUUGCUCAUCUUCCUGUCCUACAUCCUCAUCAUCCACACGGUUCUGCAGCUGGCCUCCAGCAAGGAGCGGCUCAAGGCCUUCAGCACUUGCGUGGCCCACAUCUGUGUGGUGCUAGCCUUCUACGUGCCGCUGAUUGGGCUCUCUGUGGUGCACCGGUUACAGAAUGGCCACUCACCGCUGAUCCAUGUGAUCAUGGGGAAUGUCUACAUCUUAAUGCCACCUGUGCUCAACCCCAUUAUCUAUGGGGUGAGGACCAAGGAAAUCCAGAGACGGAUCCUGAAGCUCUUUAGGAUGGAGAGCUAUGGGGCAGCUCAGUGACUUGUCUUCUCCUCUUGACUUCUGUGCCUUUCUGCCUCCUCCUGUGUUUGAUCAUCAGCUCUUUGGGUCAUGAAGCAUCUUUUUGUUCUGUUCUCCCACAGUGCUUAAAAAAAAAGGGGUUGUGGACUAUGACUGCAGCUCAUAAACACUUCUGUUGUACAUAUAAUAAAUGAUGGGCUCUCCCCAAACCCGACCCUGAAGAAGCCAGUAGCCAUUCCACAGCAAGAAUUAGUCCUGUUGUGAUGGGAUGAUCCAAAUGAGAUAUCUGGGAAGAGAGGUACAUUCAUGGGAAACUUGUGAGGUGUCAGAGACUUGAGAAGGCCAGACCCUCCUUCUAGGUACAAUCAACCCCAGCCCAUUCACUUGCAUAUCUUGGGGGAUUCUCUGUGUUUUACCUCUUUCACCUGUUUUCCAAAAGUACUGUAUUUGGACAAAUUAAUUUUCUUUCAGGAAUGUUUCCAGAAUCAGCACAUGGUGUUGCUCAAUCAUUAAAAAAUAAAACAACUGUGUAGGAUCAACAGUUCACACUAAACAGAUAAUCAGGUCACAUGGCUUCUCCCUGGUCUCCACAUACCAGUCCCCCCACUCCAAUUCCCCAAGUCAAUCUUAGCAGAAAAGUCUCAUAAGCAAAAUUUUGCCUGUGACGUGUUGGUGAGAAGGAUGUGGCAAAUAAUUUCAAAUAAUAAGAAAACACCAGAAAAAUGCCCCUUUGCAGGUCAGGAAGCAGCAGAGAACACAUAUACGAUGUUUUUCUUCAUACCAAAGGAAUCUUCAGCUUCUCUCUCACCCGCAGAAUUGGCUUUCCAUGGGUUUGCAAGAAGCUCAACCUCUUGAUAUUGGGAAGUAUGAAAGGUGCUAAUUCAAGCUGGGCCAGGGGGCUUGAACCCAAGACCUCCAGGUGGAUACCCACACUACUGAGCUGUAGGGGCAAAUGAGGGGCAGUCCCCACCAAAGCCCUUUUCAGAUCCCAAGACUAAGUCUAGUUGUUAAAAUCCAGAUCUAUGUAAAGGCACUUAAGUCCAUUGCAUGUCCACAUAGGGCAUGCAUACGGGCUAUGGCUGGUAUAACACACAAUCGGACUGCACAACCAGACAACCACAUGCACAGGGCUAUGCGUCCAGUCACAGAUUUCCUCUGGACACCAUGCCAAAAAUGCCCUGUCCAAGAUCAAAACAUUGCAACUUCAACACCCAGGAAAGAAGAGCAGGCCAACACCGAUGUCACCUCCACAUUUACCAUAGAGUAAAGUGAGUUUGCCGCAUAGCAAAUACACAGUGUGGCUCACUUGAACUCUCUUAUUGAAUGUAGUCCUAAGUGACUUUUAAGGGGGGCUUGUAUUGUAAGGUCACUAGUGCCCUUCUGGAAACCCCACAUGAGGUGUUUUAGUAAAAAAGCCCAAAUAACCCCCAAAUAUCCAAUGGGGAAAGGAAAGAAGAGCCUCUGUAUCUGACAGCUGAACAUUACCUCAGUCUGUGCCUUGCUGGCAGGUCCUCAGACACCACUGGGAUGGGUGAGGCAGAAAAAUGUAAGCAGGACAGUUUUGAAUUAAUGAGCCAAUGAAUAUACAUGUCUCAUGCAGUCAACAUCACAUGCAUCCCCGUUUUGUUAUUUAUGUUGUAGUUUUCCUUUACC
Alligator mississippiensis (American alligator) is the source of this 2745-nucleotide messenger RNA. Its product is annotated as olfactory receptor 51E2-like. Gene Ontology annotation, molecular function: G protein-coupled receptor activity; olfactory receptor activity. The record is from RefSeq and is a predicted model, not a curated record. Gene Ontology annotation, cellular component: membrane. The transcript has 2 exons. Bases 157 to 1113 code for a protein of 318 amino acids. NCBI's taxonomy places the organism in Eukaryota, Metazoa, Chordata, Crocodylia, Alligatoridae. Gene Ontology annotation, biological process: G protein-coupled receptor signaling pathway.